GGCUAGAGCGAGUGGGCGGGGACAGCGAUAAAUUGCCCUAAAAGCUAGUCAAUAGUCAGGGCUAAAGUUAGAGGGCAGGAGGCAGGUGAGGUGUGGAGCUGCUCCAGGUAUUCUUCUGUGAGCUAUUCUGAAACCAUGUUUUGUUGAAGCUGCUGCCUUGGUGAAGAACUGAGCCACACAUUUGACUUGUCAUCUUUCAUGUUAAGUACUUUUGCCAGUGAACAUGGCAUCUGAAAGAAACUCUCUUUUGAGAUGGACGGACGGGAGUGUCCACGACUGUCAGACAGACAGAUGUCCCUUCACCGAAGUAUACAGACUAGCAGGAACCGACCCCCGGAGUUGGCUGGACCCUGAGCUUCACAUGUGUCCAUCAGCUGGAGGCCCCAUGCCACGUGGGCCUGUGGAAGUGCAACUGGAACAUUUCAUAUCAAAGAACAAAUUAUCAAGCAGCACUGCUGUGACUGACAAGGAUAUUGACAAACUCAAGAUGGACAUCAACAAGCAAAACCUGGGUCCCCAGAAGCACAGGCGUGUGGCAGCAAACGCGAGGGAGAGGAGGAGGAUGCAUGGCUUGAACCGAGCCUUUGACAGGCUCAGGAGUGUCAUACCCUCCCUAGACAACGAGAAAAAGCUGUCCAAGUAUGACACUCUUCAGAUGGCUCAAAUAUAUAUCACAGAGCUGUCGGAGCUUCUCGAAGGUGUUGGCCAACAGGAGCACGGGAGGGCAGUGGACGGCAUCCUCGGGACCCAGACGAACAUGGCUGAUCUGCAGUCCUGUUUACCAGGAAGUAUGCUGAGCAACAGCACUGGCCAUGUGCUGGACUCACACACUCCGGACAGGAUGUUUGGCCAGCCUCCAGAUGAGAGCGCCUCAGUUGGACACGUGAUCAUACUGUCAACCCCGAAAUCCGACUUGGGAAUGGGCACCAAGAAGGUGACCUCUUCUAAUGGAAGCGAUGGAGAGUCUUCACAUUUCAGUGACUGUGAGGAUGGUCACACAGAGAGGCGCUGA
Scleropages formosus (Asian bonytongue) is the source of this 1012-nucleotide messenger RNA. RefSeq names its product atonal bHLH transcription factor 1b (gene atoh1b). The transcript has a single exon. Lineage: Eukaryota; Metazoa; Chordata; Actinopteri; Osteoglossiformes; Osteoglossidae. Gene Ontology annotation, molecular function: DNA-binding transcription factor activity, RNA polymerase II-specific; E-box binding; protein dimerization activity. Bases 224 to 1012 code for a protein of 262 amino acids. The record is from RefSeq and is a predicted model, not a curated record. Gene Ontology annotation, cellular component: nucleus. Gene Ontology annotation, biological process: sensory organ development; axon development; positive regulation of transcription by RNA polymerase II.